CGGUGGGACCAGGCACAUUGGUCCGCCCGCUGAGCUAGAGACCGGGGGUGGCGCGGCAGCUCUCGGGGAUUCCUGGCCCAAGAUGCGCCAGAAGCAGCGAGACAGCCCGAGCCGAAGCGCGGCGGGGCUCACGGAGGGAGGCCGAGCGGGGCCGGGCUCCUGGGAGCGCGACGGAAGCUUGUCUGUCCCAGACACCCUGGAGUCUCCUCCGGCCGGCCCGGCGGGCGCGCACCUGCCGGGAGCCCCUGACCUCGCGGGCCAGGCGGCCCCCGAGCCGGAGAACAUGGCCCAGCCCAAGUCCGACUGCCGCUCACCUGUCGGCCUCGACUGCUGCAACUGCUGCCUGGACCUGGCCCACCGGAGCGGGCUCCAGCGCGACAACGGCGGGGACAACAACAACUCGGGCAGCCCCACCGUGAGCAACUUUCGGCAGCUGCAGGAGAAGCUGGUCUUCGAGAACCUCAACACCGACAAGCUCAAUAGCAUAAUGCGGCAGGAUUCGCUAGAGCCCGUGCUGCGGGACCCCUGCUACCUGAUCAACGAGGGCAUCUGCAACCGCAACAUCGACCAGACCAUGCUUUCCAUUCUGCUCUUCUUCCACAGGGCAGGGGCUUGGCCAAGGGAGCAGAUUCCCCGCCAUGACAAAGACCAGGUGAUGGUAGUCACGCUCUUCUUCUCAGGAAGCAAGGAGUGCGCCACGCCAGGCCUUGAAGGUGCCUCCGGAGCCAGUGUGGUGGCCAUAGACAACAAGAUUGAGCAGGCCAUGGAUCUAGUGAAGAAUCAUCUGAUGUAUGCUGUGAGAGAGGAGGUGGAGAUCCUGAAGGAGCAGAUCCGGGAGCUGGUGGAGAAGAACUCCCAGCUGGAGCGGGAGAAUACUCUCUUGAAGACCCUGGCGAGCCCAGAGCAGCUGGAGAAGUUCCAGUCCCGUCUGAGCCCCGAGGAGCCAGCUCCCGAAACCCCAGAAACCCCCGAGGCCCCCGGUGGUUCUGCGGUGUAAGUGGCUCUGUCCUCAGGGUGGGCAGAGCCACUAAACUUGUUCUACCUAGUUCUUUCCAGUUUGUUUUUUGGCUCCCCAAGCGUCAUCUCACGUGGAGAACUUUACACCUAGCAUAGCUGGUGCCAAGAGAUGUCCCAAGGACAUGGCCACCUGGGUCCACUCCAGUGACAGACCCCUGACAAAGAGUAGGUCUCUAGAGGCUGAGUUGCAUGGGGCCUCAUCACCCCAAGCCAGUGAGCCUCUAAUGCUGCUGCGCCCUGUGGGCUCUCAGGGCCUGAGCAAUUUAGCUGCAACUGGCAAAGGAGAAAGGUAGUUUGAGACGGGGCGCCCGUUUGCUCCAGAAAGUCUAAGGGGUCUGUUUUUUUCAUUUCCAUGGACAUCUUCAACAGCUUCAACCUGACAACAACUGUCCUAUGAAGAAACCAAUUGUGGUUUAAGCAGAGGCAACCUCUCUCUCCUCCAUUGCCUCACCAGGACAGGGCCACAGUUGGGAGAGAUUGAGCCAAGUCAGCCUUCUGUUGGUGAAUAUGAUGUAAUGCAUGGCUUUGUGCACAGCCCAGUGUGCGAUUAUGGCUUUGGGAUGACCGCUUACAAAGUUCUGUUUGGUUAGUAUUGGCAUAGUUUUUUCUAUAUAGCCAUACAUGCAUAUAUAUACCCAUAGGGCUAGAUCUGUAUCUUAGUGUAGUGAUGUAUACAUAUACACAUACACCUAUGUGUUGAAGGGCCUAACCAGCUUUGGAAGUAUUGAGUGAUCCCUUAUCUCUUAAGGCUAAUUCUUAGAUUUGUUCAUUUACUAAGUGGAUCCAGUUUGUCCUUUAGGUUAAGUAAAACUGAAGAGUAAAGGCAGGGAGGGGGGCCAGCCUCUAAAUGCCUUGCUGCUGCAACCUUUGCCCCAUAUGUCCCCUGAAUACAUGUGAGGUCCCCUUCUGAAUGCCAAACCCACCAUUCACUGGUGCUGACUACAUAGAAUGGGGUUGAGAGAUCAGCUGGGACUUUGUCAUCUGAAAACUUUGUUUUGUUUUUAACGGUUGUAGAAAACUUUCAAGUGCAGAGAAUGAUUAGCUUGCCGGUGUCCUCUCGGACAAGGGAAUGACUCUGACCUGAUGAUGCCUGGGUGAUGUGCUCAGGGAGCUUGUCUCUAGGGAGUUCUGUGGCAGUGAACACUUCCCACUUUCUAACACCUUAUCCUGAUGUUAUGUCUCCAGGAUUUGGAUUUUGGUUUUUCAAAUGUAGCUUGAAAUUUCAAUAAACUUUGCUCUUUUUUUUUUUCUAAAAAUAAA
Cervus elaphus (red deer) is the source of this 2277-nucleotide messenger RNA. RefSeq names its product TSC22 domain family member 3 (gene TSC22D3). The record is from RefSeq and is a predicted model, not a curated record. Bases 83 to 997 code for a protein of 304 amino acids. The transcript has 5 exons. NCBI's taxonomy places the organism in Eukaryota, Metazoa, Chordata, Mammalia, Artiodactyla, Cervidae. Gene Ontology annotation, biological process: regulation of transcription by RNA polymerase II.